CACACGCUCCUGCCUCUUAGCCCCACAGGCCCUGCGGACGGGGCGACCAUGAAGCCGUGCCCCGAGGAGCGGUACUGGGACCCCCUGCUGAACGGCUGCGUCUCCUGCAGACCCAUCUGCAGCCAUCAGGUUCCACGGACCUGCACCGCCUUCUGCAAGUCGCUGAGCUGCCACAAGGAGCAGGGCUGGUACUAUGACCAGCUCCUGCGGGGCUGCAUCAGCUGCGCCCCCAUCUGCGGACAUCACCCCGCGCCCUGCGCGCACUUCUGCGAGAGCUUCCUCAGGAGCCGCGCGGCCCUCCGCCCAGCGGCCAGGAGGCCGAGGCCCGGGCAGGCCGAGACCGGAGCAGCCGCCGCGGGGAGGUACCAGGGGUCCGAGCACAGAGGCCUGGAGGCAGGUCCAGCGCCCCCAGGGCUGCGGCUGAGCGCCGACCAGCGGGCCCUGGUCUACAGCGCGCUGGGCCUCUGCCUGGGCGCCAUCCUCUGCGGCUUCCUCCUGGCCAUGGUCUGCUUUCUCAAGAGGAGGGGGGGCCAGGCCUCCCGCCAGUGCCCCCCAGGGCUCUGCCCCACCCCAGCCGCGUCCUCCCAGGAUCCCAGGAUGGAAGCCGGCCCGCAGGAGCUGGAGCAGGAGCAGGAGCGCGUGGAGGCCUGCAGCUUCUGCUUCCCCCAGUGCAGGACGCCCGCCCAGGAGCGCGGGGGUGCACCUGGGCCCCCUGGCCCCAUGCGUGCUGGGAGGUGCGGGCGCCUGGGCCCUACCAUGGCGGAGCAGCCCUGCGCGGGGUCUCCCGACAGCAGCCUCCAGGCCGUCUGCUCCCCCACCCAGGAGGGGGGCCUGGCUGUGUGAAACCAGGAGGGGAGAGAGGAAGUGGUGAGGGAGAGAUGGGGACAGAGAGGAAGCACUGGGGAGAGCAAGAGGAAGGGGCGAGAGGGCUGGGGGGAGAGGUGCCGGGCAGAGCCUGCACUGUCCUGACCCCAGGUCCCCACACCUGCCACAGCCCGGCGGGUGCGCAGUAGUUGAGCGCCCUCCCAUGGGCCCAGGCGUCCUGGGUUCGAUUCCCCGUCAGGGCGCCUGCCCAGGCUGUCCCUCCCCAGGAGGGGGCGUGAGGAGGCAGCAGGUGGAUGUGGAUGUGUCGCCCUCUCCCUUCCCCGCUAUCCAGUCAAUAAAGACGUACUGAGCACACCUGCGACAGGGUCCCCGCCGCCCUUCCUUCCACGG
Molecule: messenger RNA, 1215 nt
Organism: Myotis daubentonii (Daubenton's bat)
Lineage: Eukaryota; Metazoa; Chordata; Mammalia; Chiroptera; Vespertilionidae
Gene: TNFRSF13B
Product: TNF receptor superfamily member 13B
Biological process (GO): hematopoietic progenitor cell differentiation; negative regulation of B cell proliferation; B cell homeostasis
Cellular component (GO): plasma membrane
Molecular function (GO): protein binding
Source: RefSeq, a predicted model, not a curated record